This is a messenger RNA of Poecilia reticulata (guppy), 1425 nucleotides long. The record is from RefSeq and is a predicted model, not a curated record. Lineage: Eukaryota; Metazoa; Chordata; Actinopteri; Cyprinodontiformes; Poeciliidae.
AAUAAAAAAUAUUUUCGCUGGUUUCCAGUGGUGAUGGAGCGCCUUGUGAAUGAACUCAACUCUCUGCUGAAGAUGUUGGACCAUGAGACGGUUAGUCCAGAUACUGCCAACAAGAUGGCUUCCGUACGCAACAUCCUGGACUCUCUUCAGCUGUCAGUCAAUGGCUCAGACAUCUACAUGAACGGCACAAGCUUUGUCGAGUCUCUGUUUGAAGAUUUCGAUUGUGAUUUGCACAUGCUCAGUGCAUCACCAGUGGAGCAGAAAGAACCAAAAGACAAAGAGGAGAAAACACAGCCUAGUAAAUCAACACCCACAGACACACCACCGCCUUUGCCAGCAACCCAGUGUAAUAACACAGAAGGACUGAAUGGAUCAACAUCUCCAAUAAUACAGAGAAAACUGGAGCUCGACAAGAUGCUGCAGUCAGACAGACAAACAUCGGACUCAGACAGCGGACCAAUAGGAGACAGUCAGUCCAGCGCUUAUGGACCAGGACGAGACAUCGCCGACUCACUCAACAGAGCGAAGCGGGGCGCGUUCUCAGAGCUGACGGGGUCGAUGAGCCGAGCAGCGGGAAAGAAAAUCAAUCGAAUCAUCACUUUCUCCAAAAAGAAGCCUCCGUUACCAGGAGACCCUCCCUCAUCUUCUGGGCACCAUGACAACCCCCGCUGUGGUUAUCUCAGUGUGUGUCUCAGCGGCUGCUGGAAGGAGCGCUGGUGUGUUCUCCGAGGUGGAAACCUGUACCUGCAGAAGGAUCCCGGCGACCAGCGGCCUCCAGUCAUUGUGGUGCCUCUUAAAGGGGCGGAGGUGGUGCCUGGGGGCCUCGGACCCAAACAUCCCUUCUCAUUUCAUAUCAUGCAAGCGGGCAAUGAGCUUGCAGCUUUAGAGGCGAGCUCCUCUGAAGAUCUUGGCCGCUGGCUGGGCAUUUUGUUUGCCGAGACCGGCAGCGGCACCCUCCCUGAAGAGCUGCACUACGACUACAUCGACGUGGACACACUCACCGACAUACGGCAAGCUGCCAGACACUCCUUCUUGUGGGCUACAACCACUGCUACUUCCUCCAGCAGUGCAUCAAUAGAUUCCAGAACGUAUGACGAAGUGUACGAAAGCAUUGCGGACGAAGAUAUCGAGAGCAAAACAGGUCAGGUGAGACGUCAUGCCUCCUUCUCCAGCAGGGACUCAGAGAAAACCGAACAACAGGCCACCAUCAAGAGGCACGCCUCCAAUGUAAAUCCGUACGGCCGCUAUGGGAAGAUGCGCGCAGAGGAAGACGCCAGACGGUACCUGAGGCAGAAAGAGGAGCUGGAGAAGCAAAAGGAGGAGCUGAGAAACACCCUGAUCUCCCUCCGYAGGGAGAAGAAGGAGGUGAAGGAGCAAAUGAAGAGUGACACAGGUGAUGAGUGGGAAUCAAAGAAGGGGACCUAG